Messenger RNA from Daldinia caldariorum, 4323 nucleotides. RefSeq names its product glycosyltransferase family 1 protein. The transcript has a single exon. NCBI's taxonomy places the organism in Eukaryota, Fungi, Ascomycota, Sordariomycetes, Xylariales, Hypoxylaceae. The record is from RefSeq and is a predicted model, not a curated record. Gene Ontology annotation, biological process: carbohydrate metabolic process. Gene Ontology annotation, molecular function: UDP-glycosyltransferase activity; hexosyltransferase activity. Bases 400 to 3651 code for a protein of 1083 amino acids.
GUAUCAUUUCUUUCUAUUUCAUGACUUUUAAGCUACUACAUAGUAUAAUCAACCUUUCUAUAUUAUCCACCUAAGCAUCAUUCAGAUAUGCUCUGGUUAAAUAUCAUUAACCAUGCAUUUGAUAAUAUCGCAAACCUUUCGAGGGACAAUGCCUCAUGAUUUAACUCCGUGUCCGCACCUGCAAAAUUGCAGACCGCGACCUUGAAUAACCCUAUCUAAGGCUUGGCCGAAGCCAAUGAUGACUCGGUCUCGACGUCACCGUUAAUUAUUUGCCUAGGUCGGUCUCAACAGACAUGAGAUUCUAACUUAAGCCGCUGCUGUAUUCGUAGUCUCGUCUACAAUAAUCCCAUAUGAAGAAUAUGAAGCAUCAGCUUCGUUUCUCAAUAAACUAAUCUAAUAAUGCCCCCAGUCGAAUUAGAUAAGCCUCCAAUGGCACCGAUAAAUGCCGAGACAUCUGAACAAGAUCAAGUUCAUGAAUGCGAAAUACCUACUUCGCGUAAAAGAGCCUUAUCAGACGGAGUACCAGAUCAGUUUAAAAGUUCCCUGCCCACUGAAGGUCGCAAGUCUAGGUCAGAACCCAUGAAAAGGCCACCUCCCAAGUUAUCGCAGUCUUCAUCCAACCUCCAACGAAACCAAAGUUCGACUUCUAUAUUUCCGGCCUCCCCUCUUAUGAGACGAACAGGAACAAAUGUUUCUAUACUUGAUAUGGCAUUGCGACGUGGUUACGACGCGAAAAAUGACGAGGAUACAUCAGACUCAUCAUCGUCUGAAGAUGAAGAUGGCGAAAUCACUGCCGAGGCACGUGAAGAUGGCUCCCCAGGAAAGCCAAAGCGGAGAACAUCCUAUGAUAGAUCCUGGUGCUUUCGAGUAGUAAAUGAUUUAUAUCGAACGAAGGGCAAAGUAUCCAAGAAAGAUGGUCGGCUGAACAUCACAGUGAAUGACAUUACUAAUACCGGAUACCUUGCAAAGGCGAUUGGUACUGCUGUGAAGAAAGUUGCGCCUAAGAGAGCGGAAGAAGGGGAAACUGGCAAACGGCUAGCCUCCUCACGGUCACCAUCACCUGCCACGACAGCACCAGAAAAGUUGACCGUACCCAAACUGAACAUAGUAAUCAUGGUUAUUGGCUCUAGAGGCGAUGCUCAACCGUUCUUGAAGAUAGGAAAGGUACUAAAAGAGGAAUAUGGUCAUCGAGUACGUAUCGCUACUCAUCCAGCCUUUCGCGACUUUGUCGAAAAAGAUUCGGGUUUGGAAUUCUUCUCUGUCGGGGGCGAUCCUUCAGAACUGAUGGCCUUUAUGGUUAAAAAUCCCGGUAUGAUUCCGACCCUCGAAACAGUGAAAGCCGGCGAUAUUGGACGGAGACGUGCCGCGAUGGCGGAAAUGUUUGAUGGAUUUUGGAGAGCUUGUAUUAAUGCGACCGACAACGAAAAAGACACGCACGAUGUCAAUAUGACGGAAGAAAAGGAUCCAUUUAUCGCAGACGCCAUCAUUGCAAAUCCACCUAGUUUCGCGCACAUGCAUUGCGCUGAAGCUCUAGGUAUUCCCCUGCAUCUCAUGUUUACUUUUCCCUAUACACCUACGCAAGCUUUCCCUCACCCGUUGGCUAUUGUCAAGAAAUCCAACGUGGACCCAGGGUAUACUAAUUUCAUUUCUUAUGCCCUUGUUGAAAUGAUGGUCUGGCAGGGACUGGGAGAUCUAGUCAAUAAUUUCAGAAUUAAGACCUUGGGGCUUGAUCCGGUAUCUACCCUAUGGGCCCCUGGAGCGACGUACCGUCUUCAUGUGCCCUUUACAUAUUUAUGGAGUCCAGGACUGGUGCAGAAGCCUGAGGAUUGGGGUGAGGAAAUCGACGUCUCUGGGUUUGUCUUCCUCGAUCUUGCAUCUUCCUUCAAGCCACCAAACGACCUUCUAAAGUUCCUUGAAAAUGGCGAGACGCCGGUCUACAUAGGCUUUGGAUCGAUUGUAGUCGAUGAUGUCGAACGCUUCACGGAGAUGAUUUUCGAAGCUGUAGAGCUGGCUGGAGUUCGAGCUGUGGUAUCGAAAGGCUGGGGUGGUUUGGGACUGGUUGAUGUUCCUGAUAAUAUUUACAUGCUGGAUGACAUUCCGCACGAUUGGCUUUUCCCAAGGGUUCGGGCCUGUGUCAUUCACGGUGGUUCCGGAACCACUGCCAUCGCACUCAAAUGCGGCAAGCCCACUAUGGUUGUGCCUUUCUUUGGGGAUCAGCACUUUUGGGGUUCAAUGGUCAGCAAUGCAGGUGCUGGACCGAUACCAAUCCCAUACAAGAGGUUGAAUGCCGCUGCAUUAGCAGGAGGAAUCAAAUUCUGCCUCACUGACGAGGCCCUUAAAGUAGCAGAGAAGAUAUCUAAAGACAUCGAACUAGAAGGAAAAGGCGCACAGAAUGCGGUUAAGGCCUUUCAUCAAAAUUUAACACUAUGCGGAGAGAAUACCAUGCGAUGUUCAAUUCUGGAUGAGCGCGUGGCAGUUUGGAGUGUUAAGAAAACGAGUAUCAAGCUUAGCGCUCUGGCAGCCUACAUCGGUGUUAGCCGGGGAUUAAUAUCUUGGCAGAGACUACGUCUACUUCGACAUAAGGAAUGGAACGACUUUGAGGGACCUGGCGAACCUGUUACGGGAGUUGUCGGUUCUCUGGUUGGGACAGUUGGUGACGUGUUUAAGGGGGUAGGGAGCGUUCCACACAGGCUGGCGAAAACAUCGCAUAAUAGAGCCGAACGGAGGAAAAGGAAGGAGAAAAGGCGACAGCAUAAGCAAGCUACGCUAGCCAAAAAUUCAAACGGAUUCCCGUUCCCAAAGCAAACAGAAGAGGCUUCGGAUUCUAAUAUGAAUAGAAACGACCGUCUUCAACGCGAUUCGAGUUAUGCGACUACACCCGCAUCAGCCCCGCUUGAGCCUUCCCAGGAAGAGUACCUGAACGAAAUAGAGGAGGGAAUAGGUAAAACUGGCCGAGCCUUAGCGCAUGCACCUGUCGAUCUUUCGCUUGCGCUCGCGCAGGGCUUUCAUAACGCUCCUCGUCUGUAUGGUGACGAAACGGUCAGACAUCCAAUUCGGGUCACGGGAAUCCGGUCAGGACUCAAAGCUGCAGGGUAUGAGUUUGUAUACGGUAUCUACGAUGGUUUUACUGGGCUUGUGCGAUUGCCGAUACGCGGAGCUAGAGAAGAUGGAGUCAAGGGUGCCCUGGCGGGUGUCGGCAUGGGAUUAACGGGAUUCAUACUGAAAAACAUAUCGGCAGUAUUCGGCCCAAUAGGCUACACCCUCAAAGGUAUUUCCAAACAGAUGGACCACGGAAAGCAGCCUCUGAAACAUCUCCGGCGCGCGCGUAUAAUUCAAGCGCAGCGAGAGCUCUCCGUCCUGACCGAAGCCGAGCACAAGGCGGCAACUGAUAAGGUUUUCAGAGGCUGGCAGGUUAUGCAUCAGUUAGCCGAUAUUAUCAUAUGCGAGAGGGAGAAACGACGAUUUAUACCACGCUUUACCAGGAAAAGAAAGAACGCGAAGAAGGUCAAGUCGCUGGGAAAAUACGGCAGAGUCCCCGCGUGGGAGAGCGUUACGGCUGUGGAGGAAGCUAUCGAGGCUAUUGGGCGAGGAGAGAAUAUUGAUGUCGUUCUUAGGAAGCACAGUAGAACCUCUGCAUGUAAAGAGGGCUGAAUAAGAACUGGCUUUGCGGUUGUCGCAAUGUUGCCGAUAAUGGGGCGAGAGACUGGAGGCACCAACUAAUCAAACAUAACAACCGACGUAAGCUAAUUAAUAUACCGAUUUUGGAUUAAGGAAGAUAUCUCUAUUAUCUGUACGAUCAUGUGCUGGCACUGGCGAUACUGGUUAGCAGAAAACCUGAGAGUGCACGAUUUCAUGAAUACAAACACUAGCAAUAUCGGAUAAUUUUCUCAUUCACGACGGGUAAAUUCGACUCUAUUCUCAACUUAAAACUACGAUGAGUAUUUUCUCUCUCUCUCGAGUAGUUGAAAGUCUAGCAUGAAAAGGGGAUAUCACCGAAGGUCAUCUCCUACGUUGGGCUAGGUGAAGUAUCAUUGCGGUUAUGUGUUAACGGCAUCACAUCACCUCCUUACUACAACUCAUCUACCUACAGAGCGAAAAUUAACAACCCCAGCGCUAUCUGGUAGAGCUAGUUAUAGGAUCAUAUGCGACUGAACACGGGCACCAUGGAACUGGCGAUAGCUGAAAAAUGCAUGCAUGUGCAUGCAUAUGUGUAAGACUGAGGACCGGGCCCUUAAGAUAAUCCCCACCCAAUGAGAGGCGCAAGAUAUAGAUCGCGGGAAUACCGCGGGUGUCUUGUCUAAUAGGACGAGCGAAAAAAGAACA